UGCCCCCGGGGUCACCCCUGGCCCCCCCCAGACGAGCCGUGUCUGCAGCUGCGCAGGAACGUGUUCUUCCCCAAGAGCAGGGAGCUGGAGCUGCAGUCGGAGGCGCUGCUGCGGCUGCUGUACGAGGACGCGCGGGGGCAGGUCCUGGGGGGGCGCCUCCCGCUGGACCCCCCCCAGGCCCUGGCCCUGGGGGCUCUGAGCUGCCGCCUGCGCCUGGGCCCCUUCCAGCCGGGGCAGCACACGGCGCGCGCCAUCAGGCCGCUGGUGCCGGAGCUGCUGCCGCGGGCGGCGCCGCGGGGCUGGGGGGGGCUGUGGGGGGCGCUCGUGCGCCGCGGCCCCCGGGAGCCCCCCCCCGAGCAGCGGCUGCUCGAGGCCUUCGCCCGCACCCCCGGGCCCGGGGCCCCCCCCGCGGAGCUGCACCGGGACUUCCUGCGGCGCUGCCACGCGCUGCCCGGCUACGGAUGCGCCUUCUUCCCGGGGGCCAUCGAGCGUCCCCCCGGGGGGCUGCUGGGCCGGGGGGGGCUGCGGCCCGUCACCGUCGCCGUGGGGCUGGAGGGGGUCACCAUCAUCGACCCCCGGGAGAAGCACGUGCUGCUGACGCUGACCUACCCCGAGCUGUGCUGGGAGCUGGUGGGCGCCGUGGGGCAGGAGGGGGACGACGCUGUGGGGCAGGAGGGGGAUGAGGCCGCGGGGCCCCCCCAGCUCUGGCUGGAGUUCGAUGGUGACCACGAGGGAGCCCCCGUGAACCGGCUGCUGCGGGUGUUCUCCCCACAGGCGGAGCUGAUGAGCGCGCUCAUCGAGUGCUGCAUCGAGCUGGGGGGGGCGGGGCCGGCGCAGGCCCCGCCCCCGGCCACAGCCCCGCCCCCGGAGAGCCCCGCCCCCGAGCCCCCCGCGCGGGGCGCCCCCUGGCGGCCGCGGCUGCAGCGCUUGAACACGAUCGACUACGUGCAGGAGGGGCAGCAGCUGCGGCGGGUGAGGCCCCCCCGGCGCUCCGCGUCCUUCUUCGGGCGCGGCGGCUCCUACAGCGCCGGGACGGGGGGGGCGGAGCAGGGCUGAGCCCCCCCCCCCGGGAUGGGAGCACCCACCGGGAGCACCCAGCACCCACCGGGAGCACCCAUUGAGAGCCCCCAGCACCCAUUGAGAGCCCCCAGCACCCAGCGGGAGCACCCAGCACCCAUUGAGAGCUCCCAGCACCCACUGGGAGCACCCAUUGAUAGCCCUCAGCACCCACUGGGAGCACUCAUUGAGAGCCCUCAGCACCCACCGGGAGCACCCAGCACCCACUGGGAGCACCCAGCACCCAUUGAGAGCCCCCAGCACCCACCAGGAGCACCCACUGAGAGCCCUCAGCACCCACCGGGAGCACCCAGCACCCACUGGAAGCAUUGGGAGCCCCCCAGCACCCAUUAAGAGCACUCAGCACCCAUUGGGAGCCCCCCAGCACCCACCGGGAGCCCCCAGCCGAGGGGCCCCAAGCACCCUCUUGGUCCCACCCACCCUCACUCAUGAACACGCGGCCCCGUCGUGGGGCUCAAUCCGGGGCUAAUUCCGGGCGGUUUGGUUCCCGCUGGGGCCGGCGGCUGCAACACGUGUUGGCGACACACAUGAACACGCAUGAACACGCGUGUGCGUGUCACAGAGCCGCUCUUCACCCACCCCAUGGGGUCCUUCGUGCCUCCCCCAGGCGCUGACCAUCACGUCUCUGCACAAAACCACCCCAAAACCGCCGUUACUGCACCAUGUACCCCCUUUCCUCCAUCAUUUACCCCUUUCCUCCAUCAUUUACCCCUUUCCUCCAUCAUUUACCCCUUUCCUCCGUCAUUUACCCCUUUCCUCCGUCAUUUACCCCUUUCCUCCGUCAUUUACCCCUUUCCUCCAUCAUUUACCCCCUUUCCUCCAUCAUUUACCCCUUUCCUCCGUCAUUUACCCCCUUUCCUCCGUCAUUUACCCCCUUUCCUUCAUCAUUUACCCCUUUCCUUCAUCAUUUACCCCCUUUCCUCCGUCAUUUAUCCCCUUUCCUUCAUCAUUUACCCCUUUCGUUCAUCAUUUACCCCUUUCCUUCAUCAUUUACCCCUUUCCUCCAUCAUUUACCCCCUUUCCUCCAUCAUUUACCCCUUUCCUUCAUCAUUUACCCCCUUUCCUCCGUCAUUUACCCCCUUUCCUUCAUCAUUUACCCCUUUCCUUCAUCAUUUACCCCCUUUCCUCCGUCAUUUAUCCCCUUUCCUUCAUCAUUUACCCCUUUCGUUCAUCAUUUACCCCUUUCCUUCAUCAUUUACCCCUUUCCUCCAUCAUUUACCCCCUUUCCUCCAUCAUUUACCCCUUUCCUUCAUCAUUUACCCCCUUUCCUCCGUCAUUUACCCCUUUCCUCCGUCAUUUACCCCCUUUCCUUCGUCAUUUACCCCUUUCCUCCGUCAUUUACCCCCUUUCCUUCAUCAUUUACCCCUUUCGUUCAUCAUUUACCCCUUUCCUUCAUCAUUUACCCCUUUCCUCCAUCAUUUACCCCCUUUCCUCCAUCAUUUACCCCCUUUCCUUCAUCAUUUACCCCCUUUCCUCCGUCAUUUACCCCUUUCCUCCGUCAUUUACCCCCUUUCCUCCGUCAUUUACCCCCUUUCCUUCGUCAUUUACCCCCUUUCCUUCGUCAUUUACCCCCUUUCCUCCGUCAUUUACCCCCUUUCCUUCGUCAUUUACCCCCUUUCCUUCAUCAUUUACCCCUUUCCUCCAUCAUUUACCCCUUUCCUCUGUCAUUUACCCCCUUUCCUUCACCAUUUACCCCUUUCCUUCGUCAUUUACCCCUUUCCCCUCCCUCCCCGCCCGCAAAGAGCUGCUUUGAACCAAAAAGCCCCUUUUUCAUGGUACAAACCCACCCCCCAGGGCUCUGGGGCAAAACCUCCUCAGCUCCAGGGGAUGGUUUAAGGGCAAAACCCCAGAUUUGGGGAAGUUCGUGCUUCAAAAGAGAGGUUUAAGUGUUAAAAAGCGCUGAAAUCUUAGUUCAAGAACGAAGAAUGGGGGGAAAUACCCGGGAUUGGGAGGGAGGAAAGGACGCGGGGGGGAAAUGGCUGCUUGUGGGACGCUCCCCCCCCGCUUUCACCUCAGGGAGAGGUUCCUGUGGGGAAACGCCACUGGGGGUGGGUGGAGGAAAUAAAUUCAUUUAUGGAUUAAA
Molecule: messenger RNA, 3160 nt
Organism: Strigops habroptila (Kakapo)
Lineage: Eukaryota; Metazoa; Chordata; Aves; Psittaciformes; Psittacidae
Gene: FRMD8
Product: FERM domain containing 8
Biological process (GO): negative regulation of canonical Wnt signaling pathway
Cellular component (GO): plasma membrane; cytoskeleton
Source: RefSeq, a predicted model, not a curated record